AUGGAAAGGCUCCUCUUUGGGUUGCUGUUGGUAGGGAGCAUAGCAGCUUUAGCCGAGGCUUGCCCGUUCCACUGCACCUGUCAAAACCUCUCUGAAUCGCUCAGUACACUUUGUGCCAACAAGGGGCUCCUAUUCAUCCCGGUAAACAUUGACCGCAGGACAGUGGAGCUGAGGCUGGCUGACAACUUCAUUCGGGUUGUGGAGCAACAGGACUUCCUCAACAUGUCUGGCCUGGUGGACCUCACGCUGUCCAGGAAUACAAUCAGUUUCAUUCAGCCCUUUGCUUUUGCAGACCUGGAGAGCUUGCGGUCACUGCACUUGGACAGUAACCGCUUGACUGCAAUUCAAGACGACAACUUGAGUGGGAUGAUUAAUCUUCAGCACCUGAUCAUUAACAACAACCAGCUCAUCAGCAUCGUGGAAACGGCCUUUGAUGAUUUUUUGCUCACCUUGGAGGAUCUCGAUCUUUCUUUCAACAAUCUGCAGAAGAUUCCCUGGGAGGCCAUCCAGAAUAUGGUCAACUUGCACAUGCUGAACCUGGACCACAACCUCAUUGACUAUAUCAUGGCUGGGACAUUCGCAGAACUCUUCAAACUGGCGAGGUUGGACAUGACGUCCAACAGACUGCAGACGCUGCCUCCAGACUCGCUGUUUGCCCGAUCGCAGACUGGAGUUAUAAGUCCCACCCCUUACACCUCCACCAUCACAUUGAACUUUGGAGGGAACCCUCUGCACUGUAACUGUGAGCUGUUAUGGCUACGGCGUCUGGUGCGGGAGGACGAUAUGGAGACCUGUGCGACGCCCUCCCACCUCGCUGGCAAGUAUUUCUGGUACAUUCCGGAGGAGGAGUUUAUUUGCGAGCCCCCGCUGAUUACCCGGCACACCCACAAAGUCUGGAUCCUCGAGGGUCAGAGGGCGACGCUGAAAUGCAGGGCUAUAGGGGACCCGGAGCCCAUCAUCCACUGGGUAUCGCCGGAGGAUAAAAUCAUAUCAAACUCGUCCAGGAUGACCUCUUACAGAAACGGCACCCUGGACAUCCUCGUGACCACGGUGAGAGACGACGGCUCCUACACCUGCUUCGCCACCAACGCAGCCGGGGAGUCGACAGCCCUGGCCGACCUGAAAAUCAUCCCACUGCCCCACCGCGGCAACGGCACCAUCCGCGUCCUGCACCGGGAUCCGGGAUCCUCGGACAUCACCACCUCCAAUAAGCCCGUGACCAACGGGACGGACGGCAGAUGGGGGCAGGAGAAGAUGGUCACGGUGGUGGACGUGACUGCCACGACUGCCCUGGUCCGAUGGUCCGCCACCAAGUCCCUGCACGGGGUGUGGAUGUACCAGAUCCAGUACAACUCCUCUGUGGACGAGACACUUGUGUACAGGAUUAUCCCGUCGACAAGCAAAGCUUUUAUCUUGAAGAACCUCAUCUCGGGUGUGGAUUAUGACCUGUGCAUCCUGGCGAUUUACGGAGAUACCGUGACGCAGCUGGCAGCCACCAAGGUCGUCGGGUGUGCCCAGUUUGGCACCACGGAGGAGUACCCACACUGCCACCUGCUGCACGCCCAUUUUCUGGGCGGCACACUGACUGUGAUCGUGGGUGGGAUCAUUGUCGUCACCUUGCUGGUCUUCACUGUGGUCAUGAUGGUUAAGUACAAGAUCUGUGGCAGUGCCCAGUCUCCCAAGGUCAGUGACGUGUAUUCGCAGACCAAUGGGAGCCAGCCGAUUGCCAACGGGAUGCUGUCGCGCAGGAGGGUGAUGAUACUUCAUUCCGCGGGGCAGCCAACAGACAAGGCGAUGCCGCCUCCCCCUCCUCCGUCCACCUCUGCCCCUCCACCACACUCAGCGCCUCACAACCGGGCAAAGCCGCCGAGAAGAAAGUUCAAGUCAAGGCAGAGGGGCGAAGCAGAAGGGGGCGAGCGUGCAGCCGCCAGCAGAGAACAGGGCCAGGCCAAGCAAGGCUCGGGGCCGAGGGCUGGUGCCCCAGGGUCGGAAGAGACACCCACCUCGACCAGCCCUGGCUCCGACCAGCUCUGCCCAACGGCGGCCAUGUCCAAAGCCAAACGCAGCUGCUCUUUUGAUAUGGGUGACAUCGCCGCCACCACUUGCUACAGUUACGCCAAGCGCUUCAGCGUCAUCUGGACUAAGCGCAGCCAGUCUGUACACGGGAUGCUGCUGCAAUAUGCCGAGACUGAGGUGACGGGCAAGAAAGGGGCCUUCUACAGCUCCGAGGAACUGGAAGAGAGUAUUGUCUAA
Molecule: messenger RNA, 2253 nt
Organism: Carcharodon carcharias (great white shark)
Lineage: Eukaryota; Metazoa; Chordata; Chondrichthyes; Lamniformes; Lamnidae
Gene: lrfn4a
Product: leucine rich repeat and fibronectin type III domain containing 4a
Exons: 2
Coding region: 1-2253 (750 amino acids)
Molecular function (GO): protein binding
Source: RefSeq, a predicted model, not a curated record